Staurois parvus is the source of this 3005-nucleotide messenger RNA. Lineage: Eukaryota; Metazoa; Chordata; Amphibia; Anura; Ranidae. The record is from the annotation of a GenBank genome assembly.
AUGUGCCCGUCUUCCUGUGUUCGUUCUCUCUCUCUGUUGAGUUGUGUCAUGGAAAUUUCCCAGACUGUCUCUCUCUGGUCUCAGUGUGCAUUCUGUGUCUCAGUCCUUAUGUCUGUGGUUGUCGGUGAAUUGAGGACAGUGAAAUCGUCACAGGUCUUGGAGUAUGGUCCCCUUCUUUCCUGUUAUGUACUGACACCCAGCUUUCUGUCUCUCUUCCAGCCCUCACAGAUAAGCCUGGAAGACAAUAUUUUGGUGUCUCGUUACAUCAGUAUCCCUCUACUCAUAGAUGGGUUCAAGUUUGAUGUCCGCCUCUAUGUGCUGAUCACCUCGUACGAUCCUCUGGUCAUUUAUCUAUAUGAAGAAGGGCUUACUAGGUUUGCCACAGUUCGCUAUGACAGAGCAGCCAAAAACAUCAAAAACCAGUUCAUGCACCUUACCAACUACAGUGUAAAUAAGAAGAGCGGUGACUAUGUCAGCUGUGAUGACCCAGAAGUGGAGGACUAUGGGAAUAAAUGGAGUAUGAGUGCAAUGCUUCGAUACCUAAAACAGGAAGGGAAGGACACUGCAGGCCUCAUGUCUCAGGUGGAGGAUUUGAUCAUUAAAACAGUUAUCUCCGGGGAGCUUCCUAUUGCUGCUGCUUGUAAAUCCUUCCUUGCCAACAGAGGAAACUGUUUUGAGCUCUAUGGCUUUGAUGUGCUGAUUGACAGCAAUAUGAAGCCCUGGCUUUUGGAAGUCAAUCUAUCUCCGUCACUGGCCUGUGAUGCUCCUCUGGAUAUGAAGGUGAAGGCCUCUAUGAUCUCAGACAUGCUGACAUUGGUUGGUGUGGAGUGUCAGGACCCCCUGCAGAGGCCAGGCCGUGGAGGAGUCAUGCUGCAUGACAAGCGAGUUCAUAAAGCACAGAGACAGCGGCCGCUAUCUGCCAGUGACAUUGACAUGGGCCUGCAGGCUGGGGGCAGAGACAAGAGUGGAAAUCGCACAAGCAGCACCCUGGGGCUUUCUACUGAAGAGGUGAAAAUACUGCAUAAAGUCCAGGAAGAAGAGGCGAGGAGGGGGGGUUAUGUUCGUAUUUUCCCCAGACAUGACACAUGGUCACUUUAUGGCUCAUUUCUGGAACAUAAAACAUCUAUGAACUACAUGCUGGCAACUCACCUUUUCCCGGACAGGACGGUCAUUAGUCACAAGUGUGACACCAGACCAAAGCUACAUGCUGCCUUGUAUGAGCGCAAAUUGCUAUCACUACAGAUGCGCAAGGCCAGGAAACACGGUUUGGUUCGCCGAGCAGGGCUGUCUCACCCCCCAGAGGGCUCCACAACUGAGCAGGAAGAGGAGGAUGAAGCUGAGGAGGAAGAGGUGGAAGAGAUACCGGAUCCUUCAUCCCUGGAGCCACAGACAGUGCCUCUUCCCCCUUCCCCUCCCCCUCCUCGGGUCAGCAUCCUGGAGAUCCUACAGAAAGGAGAAAACCUGAGCAAAGUUCAGGCUCGUUGGGCCUUCUCCACUUACCUGCAGCGGGUGCAGAACCGCCUCCAAAGGCAGCAAGACUCAGAAAAGCCACUCCCCAAGGAGGAGGAGCAAAUGGAGCUGGUGAUGAGGUUUCUGCAGCGCGCAGCCAGUAACCUGCAGAGAUCGGUGUGUGUGACGCUCCCAGGCCGUUCUGUACCACUCCAGGAGAGACGUCAACUGCUGGCCAAUCAGCUGGGUGACUUCAUUACCCUGUACAACCAGGAGACACAAGAAAUGAGUAUUCCAGACUGCCCAGACAGUGCAAGUAAAGGUGUGGACCCUGCGGAUUUUCAGGCUUUCAUAUCUGAAGCUAGUGAGUGUGAACUAGAGGAGGUUCUCACCUUUUAUACCCACAAGAACAAAUCCGCCAGUGUCUUCCUGGGCGGCUCAGCCAGUGUGCCACAAGGAGUGGGACAGCCAGGCACUCUGGACGGUGUGAUGGACAGAAAACCAGAGAAUGGCAAUCUGAACCUCCAGCAGCAGGCAGGUAGUCAGUCCAGGAGUGUCCCAGCAGGAGCCAGGGUUUCUGAGACUGCUGAUAUCUCUGCUGCCAGUCUCUCUCUGUGACCAGUGUCUUAUCAGAUGGUAGUACCAAGCAACUGGUCAGGUCCCCAUCACAUCAGCACCAGUCUUGUCCUCCCUCCACAGGAAGCAGAUUGUACGCUUCUUCCAACUCCGCUCACUCUAUCAGUAUUGGCACUGGGGUCCAGCCUGUACCCCGUUCCCAAACCUGUACCCUGGGAGCCUUCUCCUCCUUCCAGAGUGCUGCCCAAAUCUACAGUCAGAGAUUGAGCCGGCCAAGCUCAUCCCGACCAGCCAGCACCCAGACAAGUGCUCUGCGGACACGCUGUAACUCUGCAGGAUCAUUGAAAGUGCUGGAAGACCCCUAUAAUGUGGGAGCAGUGACAGCAUCAUUGCAGCGGCUGGCAGAGAAACAAGCAUGCCGAAACAACCUCACUCAGCUAAGACAGUUUACCCAGCAGCUCACCAACCUGAAUAUUUCCAGCAGAACCGCUACCGGAGGUGGGAUUCGUCUAGGCUCUACACUCCGUCCUCUCUCAGGCACAGCAAUCCACACAGCUGCUGAGCACUCCAACCCAGGAACUAGGGAUGGUACUCAAAGGGUGCAACUAGCAUGGGACUCAGAGGUGGAGACCAGCACCUGCCCUCACCUACCUGGCACUAACCAUCAGCCACCAGCAGGACGGAGUCAGAGUGGGGACCAGUCUCCAGGUCAACACAGUGGCCACCUGAAGCCAGCUCCUCCAUCCAGUCACAAGACGUAUGUGGCCCGGAAGUUGUCAGCCUCUCGCAUUGUCCGAGUAUCCGUGCCAGAGGCACAGAACAUGGCAGGACCUGUGCUCAGCGCGGACACACGAAUACUUGCACAAGGAGCCUCAGAACCACCUCAAGUUAUAUUUGCCCGAUCCAGACCACCAGUAGCCCCUGCCUGGACAUCAAGCAGGGCCCAGCGGAGGAGAGAUGCAGCGGUGUGCCCAACGUGA